Molecule: messenger RNA, 6422 nt
Organism: Acanthaster planci (crown-of-thorns starfish)
Lineage: Eukaryota; Metazoa; Echinodermata; Asteroidea; Valvatida; Acanthasteridae
Product: histone lysine acetyltransferase CREBBP-like
Biological process (GO): positive regulation of transcription by RNA polymerase II
Cellular component (GO): histone acetyltransferase complex; transcription regulator complex; nucleus
Molecular function (GO): zinc ion binding; histone acetyltransferase activity; chromatin DNA binding
Source: RefSeq, a predicted model, not a curated record
AAUCGAUGUAUCGUAACUCUUUCGCAAUGCUCAUGUGAUUCCGAAAUAAAUCAUUCCUGAUUGUUUAUGUUAAAUGGAAAUCCCAAUCUGGUGAGGUCGUCCGAACCUUAAGUGUGUAAUCGACCGUUACACCUGGCGUAGUCGGCAGGAUGGCUUCGCUGGACGAGUGAUUUCGGCGGAUUUAGAUUUGGCCUAUCGACGGUCUUCGAAGGUCGAACGGCGUGUUCACGGUGCACGUGGCGUUCCUGUUUGCUACCUUUGAGGCAGGAAGGCCCAUGAGGACCUAACUUGACCAAGUUCCAUUGGGCAGUUGAUGACAACCUCCUGUUUUUCAUCACAAGAUGGAAGGAGCUUCCUAUGUCAACAUCGAUCGAAAAGACAUUUCAGUUGGUCCUGUAAUUAGUUCAGGGGCAUGCAGAAAUAAAGUGUGCCAGGCAACAUGGAAAUCAGGUUUGUCAGAAAUAACAGUAGCCGCAAAAGUCUGCAAUAAAUUCCAUGAGGAUGAAGUUUUGAUAUUGGCCAAACUGAAGCAUGCCAACGUCAUUGAGUUCUUUGGAGUUGUGAAGCCUGCCUCAGCAAUUGACAGUUACAUCAUCAUAACUGAAUAUGCCGAGCAGGGUUCUUUGUUUGAUGUGAUUCGCCAACACCAUGAUAACUGGCCAGAGUAUAGGCAGAAUCGUUGGAUGAGAUGGGCCCAGGAUGGUGCUAAGGCUCUGGAGUACAUCCAUCAGAAGGGGUACCAACAUGGGGAUGUCAAAUCACCCAACUACCUUGUCGCUCAUGAUGACACACUGAAGAUAUGUGACUUUGGCAUAUCUAGGAAAUGGGACUUUACCAUAAGCACAGUCACCAAUAGGGGGUCCUACCCAUGGAUGGCACCAGAGGUCUUUGGUGAUAUUGCAUAUGAUCCCAACAGUAAAAGAAAACCAUGCAAGGUCACAACAAAAUCAGACGUCUUUUCUUAUGGUGUUGUCAUUUGGGAAAUGAUUUCUGGUAAGGCCCCCUAUCCUGAUAAAGUGGCAUUUCACAUUUACAAAGCUGUAGUUGAGAGAAACGAACGACUGCAGAUUCCAUGUGACUUCCCAGAACACCAACAAAUCAGUGAUCUACUAAGUAAAUGCUGGCGAGCCAACUACAAGGAAAGACCCAGCAUGCAAGAAGUCCUCAGAGACCUCAUUGGUAUUGAGAAUGGCCAAAGGAAAACAGUGGGAAAAAGACGUUUACAUCCUGGUGGCGAUGAUUUAGUGGAAUUGGCUCCAAAGAAGAAAUCUACUGGUAGAUGUAGUAGCAGUGAGGGCCACCAACCCUUGCCAGGUCUUCCAUCCCGUAGCAUCAUCAGCAUGCUUGGGUCUGGGAACAUGGCUGGAAACAUUCAGGUGCAGUCUGGCAGUCUUGGCAAGCAGCCCCCUUCCAUCGAGCAGACAGCCCAGCCAGCCUCCGAAACCACCACACCUGCAGCUACGCCCCAGCCCAAGCAGGAGCCUGCUCUGACACCCAAGGGUGGCAAGCAGACCCCUGCUCCGGCCAGUCUGGAGCCGGGGGUCAAGCAGGAGCCCGUGGACGGCAACCCCUACACCUGCGGGUUUGGCAACGCCUCCCAGCCGGAUGGCGUCGGCAGUGGCAAGGGGGGUGGAAAAGUUUUCAAGCCUGACGAACUUCGGCAAGCCUUGAUACCUACCUUGGAGAAACUGUAUCGUCAGAAUCCAGAGUCUCUACCCUUCCAGCAGGCAGUGGAUCCCAAGACCUUACAAAUACCGCCUAAGAAUUCCCCUGUGAACGGAACUCGAGCCAAGAAACCCAACCCCAAAUCCUAUGAGGACUAUUUUGACAUCGUGAGGCAACCCAUGGACCUGUCCACCAUCAAACACAAGCUGGACACCGGAGUUUACCAGAACCCCUGGCAGUACGUAGACGAUGUCUGGCUGAUGCUGGAGAAUGCCUGGCUGUACAAUCGAAAGACCUCCCGGGUCUACAAGUACUGCUCCAAGCUGGCCGAAGUCUUUGAAGCUGAGAUUGACCCUGUGAUGCAGAUGCUGGGCUACUGCUGUGGCCAUAAGUUUGUAUUCCACCCCCAAGUAUUGUGCUGCUAUGGCAAGCAGCUAUGUACCAUCCCUCGUGAUGCUGCAUAUUGGAGCUACCAGAACAGGUAUCACUUCUGUGAAAAGUGCUUCAACGAGAUUGAGGGAGACUCUGUGACCUUGGGAGAUGACCCCACACAGUCGCAGACGUUCUGGUGGACCGGAAAUGACACAAGGCUCAACAAUGCUAAGCAACUCGAAAGUACCAUCAAAAAGGAGAAUUUUGUAAAGUUGAAGAACGAUACCCUGGAUGUGGAGCCGUUUGUUGACUGCUUGGAAUGUGGAAGAAAACUGCAUGUGAUAUGUGUCCUACAUAACGAGGUGAUUUGGCCCGAAGGCUUCAUCUGUGACGGCUGCAGAAAGGCCAAAGGUAUCAAGAAGAAAGAGAACAAGUAUACCGCAAAGAAGCUGCCGACGUCCAAGCUUGGCACACACUUAGAAAAUCGAGUGAACAAGUACCUGAAGUGUCGCAAUACAGGAGCUGGGGAGGUGACCAUCCGGGUGUUGGCCAGCUCUGAGAAGACAGUGGAGGUCAAACCGGGGAUGAGAAGUCGUUUUGGAGACGACCUUCCGGAGACGUUUCCCUACCGGGCGAAGGCACUCUUUGCCUUUGAGGAGAUUGAUGGAGUGGACGUGUGCUUCUUUGGCAUGCAUGUCCAGGAGUACGGUUCAGAGUGUCUCAGGCCAAAUCAGAGGCGUGUGUAUAUAUCGUAUUUAGACAGUGUUCACUUCUUCCAGCCUCGUAAUUACCGAACAGCAGUAUACCAUGAAAUCCUCAUUGGCUACCUUGAUUAUUGCAAGCUCUUAGGGUACGAAUGGGCCCACAUUUGGGCAUGUCCCCCAAGCGAGGGGGACGACUACAUCUUUCACUGUCACCCUCCGGAGCAGAAGAUCCCCAAGCCAAAGAGACUGCAGGACUGGUACCGCAAGAUGUUGGACAAGUCUGUUACAGACAAGGUGGUAGUGGACUAUAAGGACAUUCUGAAGUCGGCCAUGGACGACGGGAUCACAUGUGCAACAGAGCUGCCGUACUUUGAAGGCGACUUCUGGCCUAACGUCCUGGAAGAGAGCAUCAAGGAGCUGGACCAGGAAGAGGAGGAGAGACAGAAGGCAGCUGAGAAGGCCGCUGCAGCCAGUGCCGGGGAAGAGUCGGGACCGAUUGGCAGCAAGAAGUCCCAGAAGAAGUGCAAGAAGAACAACAAGAGCAAAAGCAGCAGCAACCGCAAGAACAACAAGAAGACCAACUUCCCGCAGCAGGGCAGCGACUUGUCACAGAAGAUCUUCUCCACCAUGGAGAAGCACAGAGAAGUGUUCUUUGUCAUCCGUCUGGUGACCAACCCUGGUCAGAACCAGGAGCCCAUCCAGGACCCUGACCCCUUGGUGUCCUGUGACCUGAUGGACGGCCGGGAUGCCUUCCUAACCUUGGCCCGGGAGAAACACUAUGAGUUCUCCUCGCUGCGUCGGGCCAAGUACUCCACCAUGUGCAUGCUUUGUGAGCUACACAACCAGGGACAGGACCGUUUUGUCUACACCUGCAAUGAGUGCAAGCAUCAUGUGGAGACUAGAUACCAUUGCACUGUAUGCGAUGACUAUGACUUGUGCAGCAAUUGCUACCGGAAGAUUGGCCACAACCAUAAGAUGGAGAAAUGGGGGCUGGAGCUGGACGUGGAUUCCAACAGUGGGGCAUCCCGCAACCCUCAGGAGGCUCGCCGCCUGUCUAUCCAACGCUGCAUCCAGAGUCUGGUCCACGCUCGCCAGUGCCGUGAUGCCAACUGCCGCCUGCCCAGCUGCCAGAAAAUGAAGCGAGUGGUGCAGCACACCAAAGUUUGCAAGCGCAAGACCAAUGGGGAGUGCCCCAUCUGCAAGCAGCUCAUCGCCCUCUGCUGCUACCAUGCCAAGCACUGUCAGGAGCAGAAGUGCCUGGUGCCGUUCUGCCUGGACAUCAAACACAAACUCAAGCAGCAACAGCAGCUGCACCGACUGCAGCAGGCGCAGUUGCUGCGCCGACGCAUGGCGACCAUGCAGAGGGUGACUGCCCCAAACCAAGCCAUGAACCCACAGGCUUCCACCACUGGUGCCAAUCCCAUCCAACAUGGUGCGCGACCCCAGCAGGCCGCAGGAGUGGCUCCCCAGCAGCCAGGGGGUAUGAAACCACAGAACAAUGCCAUAGGCCCACCACCAGCAGCCAUACAGGCAGCUAAGCAGGUUCAGGAAGCGGCCGCCAAGGUUGCCCAAACAAAUCCCCCCAUGGUGCCCCAACAACAGCAGCCACAAAGGACUGUGUCGCCAUCUCAGGGCCAAGGGAGGGGAGUGAAGCCUAUGUCAUUACCCAGUCAACUGGGCCAGGGGAAUCCCAUGCCACCACCGCAGCAAAUCGGUCACUUAUCCAAGUCCCUCUCCAUGCCCAACCCGGGGGUCUCUGCUGGCCAGAUGAUGCCUCCCAUGGACCAGUGGAAUCAGUUUGGGAACCAGACCCAACCACAGACUGUGCCUGCCAAUGUGACCACUAUGCCCGGCAUGCAGAACAUUCCCAAUAUGCAAAGUGUGCCGAAUCUUUCGAACAUUCCGGGAGGGUUGGGCAUGCAGAACAUGUCCAGCAAUGUGGGAGUUAUGCCACAGCAGCAGGUGAGCCCUGGCACCAUUGGCCAGCAGGGCCCAGUCCGUGCCAAUAGCUUACAACCUCAGGCACUCCACCAACUGCUGCAGACACUGAAGUCACCACACUCUCAGCAGCAACAGAAGCAGGUUCUUAACAUACUUAAGUCCAACCCCCAGCUGAUGGCUGCAUUCAUCAAGCAGCGUUCACAGAUGCAACAACAACAACAACAACAAGCAGCUCAGGCCCAGCAGCAGCAGCAGCAACAACAACAACAACAACAGCAGCAGCAACAGCAACAACCUGGGCAACAGCCAGCUGUUCAGCAAGCCAGCAACCAGCAACAGUUAUUCAACCACCAGCAGUGGCUACAGAGGCGGCAGCAGCUGGCAAGACAGUUCCAACAGCAGCAGCAACAGCAGCAGGUCCAGGGGCAGGUCCAGCAACCAUUCCAGCAGCCUCAGAUGCACGGAACCCUUCCAGGCUUCAACCAGGCUAUUGCUCUGCAACAGCAGCAACGGCGAAAUGCAAUAGCCCAGCAGGGAGCAGGCACACAGCUUCUGCCCCAGCAAAUGCAGCAACUCCAACAGCAGCAGCACCUCCAGCAGCUGCAACAGCAACAGCUGCAACAGCAGCAGUUGCAGCAGCAACAGCAACUGCAGCAACAGCAACAACAACCCAAUCAGGGGGACCCCAUGGUGAAUAUGCAGUACCAGAAGCUGCUGCAGCAACAGCAAUUGCAGAAGCAGCAGAUGCUUGCAAACCAGAACCAGGCAGGAGUUCAGCAGCCAGGCAUGUUGCCCAACCAGUCUCCCCAGCACGUGAUGCAGCAGGUGCGUUCUCCACAAACAGCUAACACCCUGGUCCAGGUGCGAUCGCCCAACCCUAACCCCUCGCCAAGGCCGCAGCCCACCCCAUCCCCAAGAACACAGUCUGCCCAGCCCUCACCGCGGCCCAUGCAGCAGAUGAACUCUCCACACCCUGGCAAGCCUGAACCUAUGCAGACGGACCAGCCCAUGCUGUCACAGAACCCCCUGCAGCAUGGGACUAUGGCACAAAUGAACAGUCCAGCCAAUGCUGCUACGUUAAACCAAGACGAUUCAGACAUGACCCCCGUGGAUCCCCAGGACCAACUGACGAGAUACGUGGAAACCUUGUAAUAUAACCAUUACAUUUUUGAACAAUUUUACAAAAUCAAUGACGCUGAGUGACCUGACUGAUCAACAAUAUCACAGAAUGGCCACUAUGCAACCCAGUGGUUUAGCUUCUUUCUUUCUUUUUCUCUCCAGAACAAAUUCAAGUGGAUUUUUUGAAAAAAGUCUGUAAAGUUUUAUUGUUGUUUUAUUUUGUAUUUUCUUCUCCAUUCCUAAUUUUGGAUGAUAAUGUCGUAGGUUUGUAAUAAAUAUUAAAUACAAAAAUAACAAUAUAAAAAACUUCUAAAUACAAGUAUUUACCUAGUACGUUGGACUCGCCGUCAGUCAUGGAUGUCGAGUUGUGUGCUGGAUGAGGAAGCAAUUAUUUGUACAGAAAUUUCCCAGAGGGGCAAUUAUUGAAUAUGUUGACUCUGUAGUAGUUCAGAUGUGGAAAUGAGAGGGGAGUCUAGUUUAUCAAGAAGAAGAAAAGAGUAAAGUUUGUUCAUUUGUUACUAUCUUCCUACGUCUUAAUGUGCUGUAAGAUUUUAGCUAAUACGUAGACGUAGACUGUCUCAUUCUCCCUAUUUUUAAUAAAAAAGCAACAGUGAAAGUAGG